Molecule: messenger RNA, 409 nt
Organism: Engraulis encrasicolus (European anchovy)
Lineage: Eukaryota; Metazoa; Chordata; Actinopteri; Clupeiformes; Engraulidae
Product: NADH dehydrogenase [ubiquinone] 1 beta subcomplex subunit 1-like
Exons: 3
Coding region: 99-275 (58 amino acids)
Cellular component (GO): mitochondrion
Source: RefSeq, a predicted model, not a curated record
CUGGUUGAAGCAAGCACUGCACCACGGCUGCUGAACUGCGCUGCGAACAUCGCUCUGCUAGCACACACUCUUACGGAUAACCUUGAGGGCCAGGCGUCAUGGUGAAUUUCGCAGCUCUCGUACGGGAGCACUGGAUGCAGAGUCUGGUGCCGAUUGGCAUCGUUUUGGGAAUUUACCUGGACAGGUGGAACGACAGCAGGCUAACACAGUUCAGGAACAAGAGUGCUCUGUACAAAAGGGAACUGAAGCCUGGCGAGGAGGUUACCUGGAAGUGAUGUGAUGACGGGCUUGCAGAUCCUAUUUAACAUCCCCUUGUCCACACGUGCUUGGAUUUCUAUUUCCUCCUCACAUUGAGAAUGUCCAAUUUCAUCAAUAUGUCGACCAAUAAAAUGUUAAUAUGAAAAACACA